AGAGCACGGGGAGCGCCUCUGUUUGAAAGUGCUCCGGAAAUAGGAAGCAAGCUUCGCAACCGAUUGUUGAGAGGACGACAGCAUUAUGCAGUAAACUUGUGGAAGGCUUAAAUAAGUGGAAUGUACUUCGCUUACUGAUUGAGAAAACAUAGUGGGCAACUUGAGGUCGGAUGGAAACGAGAAGCUCUUUCGUUUUUUUCGUUUGUUUACAAACUAACAUGACUGCUAAGCUAUGUAGCUAACGUUUGCUUGCUAACUUGAUGUCUGCAACAUAUAGGCGAAGCUAACCUUUAGAGAGGCUGUUUACUAUGUGUAAUUCACUGUUGUGAUACCUGGACAGUGACCCUUUUGUUUUGUUGGACUGUUAGACCGUUAGUAGUAUUAAUAGGUUCCUCGAGAAAAUGAUUUAGGGAUUUGAGAAAAGAGAUUGAAUUAGACAGGGCUGAGUUUUAGACAGAACUGUUUCCCGUGUACCUUGUUCAUUAACGGUGGUGAAAGGAAAUAGUAUCAGAGAGCAAUAAUAGUGCAAUUCUUCGAAGGAAUUACUUUAAAACAUGAACGUCAUGGAGAAAAAUGUGAUGCGUUUAGCGGCUGUUCAGCACCUCCGCACUGUUUAUGGGAUAAAGAUAAAGAACUGGAACAAAAACAAAGCAACCAGCUGCAAGACAACAGCCAGCCAUUUGCGAAAAGUUUUUGGUGUACCGCUGGACAGCUUGCCAUGCUAUGAUAUGGAAUGUGGACGUGUGCCAAGCUUUCUGGUUGAUGCUUGCAUGAAACUGCUUGCACAUGUUGAAACAGAAGGUCUGUUUAGAAAAUCGGGUUCUGUUGUACGCCUGAAAGAACUCAGGGCUAAACUCGAUGCAGGAGAAGACUGUCUGCCAACAGCUCGUCCCUGUGACGUCGCAGGCUUGGUGAAGCAGUUCUUCAGGGAGCUCCCAGAGCCCAUCCUUCCCACAGAGCUGCAGGAUGCCUUUCUCAAGGUCCAGCAGUUGCCCUCUGCGGAGGAGAGGACCUCUGCCACCAUGCUGCUGUCUUGUGUGCUGCCAGACAAAAACACUUGUGUACUGCGUCACUUUUUCGACUUCCUUCACAGUGUAUCCCAGAGAAGUGCAGAGAACAAAAUGGAUAGCGGUAACUUAUCUGUGAUUCUGGCCCCAAACCUCAUUCACUCUGGAGACGGAACAGAGAAGAUGAACGCCAACACGGAGAAGCGCCUUAAAUUACAGGCAGCCAUUGUGCACUGCUAUAUAGAGAAUGCCCAAAACUUUGGUGUCCUACCUCAAUUUCUUCAAGAGAAAGUUCCUGCCAUGAUGGGUUGUGAGCCAGGGGCUCGAUCGCCCUCUCAGGAAGAACUAGAAGAGGUGAACUUAAACUCAGGGAUAAAGAAGAAAAACAGACGCAGCUUUGGAGUGUUUUCUUCUACAACUCCUGUGAUAGCAACACCGUCCUCAAAGAGAAAACUUCCACUGGAACCUCGUAACUCAUUCGGAUUUUCAAACAAGAAGCGUAGAGCUAUCAAAAAGAACCUUGGGUUUGAACUUCUCCCCAGCUCUUUGUUCAACGGGACCUCCACUCCUGGUUCAGCCUGCAGUGCUUCAGGACUUCUGGAUUCGUCCCAAAAUACCUUCUCGCCGGCAGGGAGGUCGAAAAGGCAACCAUCUACCUCUGCAAGAAGGAAGAGUAAACGAUUUAGCCACAGGCAUAUUGUCAACAGGGUUGAAUCUGGAAGAGCUGGCUGCUUUUCUCCUAAAGUCACCAAAAAAGAAGCUCCACUCAAAUCUCUGCGCCAGCGUUUCAGUCUGGGGAAGAGCAACAAAGACUCUGGGUCUGGGUCCAUCGGCUUGCGUCUUGCCACUCAGGAGAGCACCACCGGUUUCAUUUUCAACAAGGAGAUGGACUUUACCCCAUCAAAUCUGGCCGGAAAAACUGAAUCCAAGAGCUCAAACUACAUGAGCAAGUCGGAAGAUAACUUGCUGACCCCCCAGUGUGAUUCGAGUGCCCACCAGGCCUCAUGGAUUGUGGAAACUCCUGUGGGAACACAAGCUUUGGACAGAGGAUCUUUCACAGACACUCCAUUGACCACUGCCCUCAAGGGCAGCUACAUGUCUGAGCCAGCCAUCGUUGCUUCCAAGCUGUCACCGGCAAACAUUCUUCCCAAGAAGCUGUGCUGCGCUUCAAGCUCAGAGAGUCUGGAGAGCACGCGCUUUGUCGCUGAACCGCUGAGACAAAAUGAUCCAACUGUAAAUACCCAGAAUGACGUCAGAGAGCCGGAGAGUGACCUCCUGGCUUCCAAACGGGGCUUCUGCAGCUCAGUUGGAGAAAGUGGGAUUAAAUUAUCAGCAAAUGUUCCUGCUACUCCAACCUCAGCCUUUGAAGUUGAUACCUUCUACCCACCAGCUCAGGCUGAUGAACAAAAUGUUACUUUUGGUCGAUUUAAUUUUGAAGCGCUCACUCCUUUGCAUAUCGAUAGUGGUGUGUUUGAGUCUAGUCCACACUGUAGUCCAGUAGUCAACAAAGGUUUAUCUCCUUCCUUUGGUCGCUGUAGCAAUUCCACGUUGGGGUCAGUUGAGAGAGUUCCACAGCAGGUGAACUGCAGCAGGCUUAUUGAUGCUUUGGACAUGCAGAGUCCUGCUCAUUUCGCACUGGCUGUCACUUCUGGGCUCCAAUCCACUCCAUACAAGCCGGGUGUUGGACUCGAUGAUGAGCCCAAUAUGCCAAACAAAACUGAAACCUUAAGAAGCAAAUCAUAUGAGACGGUAAAUGUUUCCCCGGAGAGUGGAGCUAAAGUCAAACACCAGCCGGCCCUCUCACCAGACGGCCAGCAGACCCAAAAGCGUCGGGUUCUAGAUCACAUUCAACACUUCAACAAGCUCACCCUUUACUCUCCUUCAAUCUCAAGGAACAAGCAAAUAAGAUCUCCCAUGAAGUUCCAGCGCACCCCCGUGCGACUGACGGUACGCAGGAUCAACUCUCUGACGGGAGAGAGCAGAAAACCCAGUAAGCUUCCAGAGCUCGCUGCUAGCCUGGCUGGUCAUGUGACAAAGGCUGUGAGUCUAGAGACCGGUCUUUCGCCUCAUCCACAGCUCCGGCCACAAGUAGGGCGCUCCAACAGCACGGCUCCCACAAAGAAACCCCCUCCUGUCCCACCGAAAAGACUCAGCACCUUGCCCCGAAAACUCAAGCCCUGCGCCUUGGGCGACAUGACCAACAAAGUUCAACCAAAUCCCAAAGUGGAGUCUGAUCCAUCAGCUGUCCAGAAACCGAUCAUUAUGCAGCAGGUUGCAGCAGAGAACAUGAGCCAUUAUAGAGGUUCUCCAAGAAACCCUCUCAACCAUGGCCAACUUCUGUCUGCUACCAAACCUGUCGACUUGUAGGACACUGCCUUUUUCUUUUUGUUUUGCUAUGUGGGUUUCUUUACCCCGAGACAUUAAACAUUUCGACAUGUUUACCUUAUGCUCUAAUUUAUGUUGGCUGCAGCAGGUUUGUGUUGUUUUACGAGCCUAUUGGGAGACGUUCAGGUGCCUUAAGUUAAAUUUUGACAUAUCACUCUGUAUAGUUGCAUGUUAAGCGUUUAGAUCACAUAAUGUAGGGUAAUUUAUGUAAAAUGUUGAUAGCUGGUGGUGUGAAUGGAGAUAUGGGUGUUACGCUUUUAUUUAAAAACCUUGAGAGAUCUCUUCGUCUCUUAGGGAGCUAAAGAAAUUCAAUUGUCAUUGAAAGAAGAGAAAGAAACCCUUGUUUUGAUGAAUUUAUAGAGGGAUAAAAAGCCUAACAGUGUUUAUAAAUCUUUGUGCUUUGGUCAAUUUUUAUUUUUUUAUAUUUCUUUUUUUUUUAUGCUUUGCUUUUUUGUCAGCGCCGAGAAAUGCUCCAGACAAAUAAAAACGGCUUCAUACUUUUGUGAAUUUGCCAG
This is a messenger RNA of Poecilia latipinna (sailfin molly), 3907 nucleotides long. RefSeq names its product Rho GTPase activating protein 11A (gene arhgap11a). Gene Ontology annotation, molecular function: GTPase activator activity. Bases 555 to 3374 code for a protein of 939 amino acids. Gene Ontology annotation, biological process: signal transduction. The record is from RefSeq and is a predicted model, not a curated record. The transcript is spliced from 11 exons. Lineage: Eukaryota; Metazoa; Chordata; Actinopteri; Cyprinodontiformes; Poeciliidae.